AUGGUGGUCACUGCCAAUUUCUUGGACAGCGACUGGAAGUUGCACAAAAGAAUUAUUAACUUUUGUUCAAUUACCAGUCACAAAGGGGAAGAUAUAGGGAGGGUUCUGGAGCAGUGUUUGAGGGAAUGGGAUAUCAAUAAGGUGUUCACUAUCACAGUGGACAAUGUUAGUGCAAAUGACCUAGCAGUUGUAUACAUGAAAAAAAGGCUUCGGAACAUGAACACUUUGAGCUUUGAUGGGGAUUUUUUGCACCUGCGAUGUGCAUGUCACAUCAUAAAUUUGAUUGUCAAGGAUGAAAUCAAAGAAUUAGAGAAUGGGAUUGAUGCAAUUUGGCAUUGUGUCAAGUGGAAUAACACUUAUUUAAUGCUUGAGGCAGCAUUAAAAUAUGAGAAAGUGUUUCAUAGGAUGGCUGAUGAAGAUCUGCAGUUCAAGCGUUAUUUUGAGGAGAAAGAUGUGAAAGGUAGGAAGAGGGUAGGACCCCCCCUAGAGGAAGAUUGGAGAAAUGCUAAAGCAUUUGUGCAUUUUCUCAAAAAAAUUUACGAGUCAACACUCAAAUUGAGUGCUUGGAAAUCAGUGACUGCAGACUUGCAGUUCAUUGAGAUGAUUGGCCUUCAAAAAGAGAUUGAUAAGAAGGCAAAAGAUGACUCUGAUGAGGUUCUGCACAGAGUGAUAGUUGGGAUGAAAGCAAAAUUUGACAAAUAUUGGGGCAGAUUUGAAACCAUGAAUAAAUCAUGCAAUGGAAGGCUAGGGGUUGAAUUUGAUGAUUUAGAAGAUGGACAAGUUGAGAUACUUGCUGAUCUCAUGCAAGAAAGACUUGAAAAUGAACAUGAAAUGAUAUCCAACGAGGUUGACAAGUACCUCGUAGAUAGAUAUAUCAAUCCUGUAGUCAAAGGCUUUGAUAUUGCACAAUGGUGGAGGGAGAAUGCAGCUGCAUAUCCUAUUCUUUCCAAGCUUGCGCAAGACAUUUUUGCAAUUCCUUGCUCUACUAUGGCAAGUGAGAAUGCUUUUAGCUUGGGAAAAAGAGUAGUUGAUCCCUUUAGGAGUUCACUAAAUCCUCAAAUGGUUGAGGCACUAGCAUACACUAGUGAUUGGUUGAGGGUUAAGCAACCUAAUUUCUAUUCAGAACCAACAAAGGAUAAGCUUUCCUUGUAUAGUGAUCUAGAAGAACUGCAGAAAGAAACUGCUAGGCUGCAUUUCGGAGGUGCGAACUCAUUCUACAACAACUGCUUCCUGAAGAUUUGGAUGCUGCAAAGUGCAAACAUCAGUUUGAAGAUAUAG
This is a messenger RNA of Rosa chinensis, 1278 nucleotides long. Its product is annotated as zinc finger BED domain-containing protein RICESLEEPER 1-like. Gene Ontology annotation, molecular function: protein dimerization activity; DNA binding. The record is from RefSeq and is a predicted model, not a curated record. NCBI's taxonomy places the organism in Eukaryota, Viridiplantae, Streptophyta, Magnoliopsida, Rosales, Rosaceae. The transcript is spliced from 4 exons. The coding region runs from base 1 to 1278 and encodes 425 amino acids.